AUGCCCGGUCUCGACCUUGAGCAUGAGCCCCUCGCGGCCGACGACGUGAGAAUCCUGGGACAGGACCCUCUGAUCCCUCCCGCCCUCCUCAGCUCCGAGAUCCCCAUGACGGAUGCCGCCCUCCAGACAGUCGUCAAGGGCCGCAACGAGGCCGUCGACAUCAUCAUGGGCCGCGAUGACCGCCUGCUCGUCAUCAUCGGCCCCUGCUCGCUCCACGACCCCGCGACCGCCCUUGAGUACUGCGAGCGUCUCAAGGCCCUCGCUGCCCGCCUCUCGGGCGACCUCUGCGUCAUCAUGCGCGCCUACCUCGAGAAGCCCCGCACCACCGUCGGCUGGAAGGGCCUCAUCAACGACCCGGACAUCGACUCCACCUUCAAGAUCAACAAGGGCCUCCGCAUCUCCCGCCAGCUCUUCCGCGACCUGACCGCCGCCGGCAUGCCCAUCGCCAGCGAGAUGCUCGACACCAUCUCCCCGCAGUUCCUUGCCGACUUCAUCUCCGUCGGCGCCAUCGGCGCCCGCACCACCGAGUCCCAGCUCCACCGCGAGCUCGCCUCCGGCCUGUCCUUCCCCGUCGGCUUCAAAAACGGCACCGACGGCAACCUCGGCGUCGCCAUCGACGCCAUCGGCGCCGCCGCCGCCAAGCAUCACUUCAUGGGUGUCACUAAGCAGGGCCUUGCCGCCAUCACCCGCACAAAGGGCAACGAGCACGGCUUUGUCAUCCUCCGCGGUGGUUCAUACGGCCCCAACUAUGACAAGGAGAACGUUCAAAAGGCCAAGGACACGCUCAACAAGAAGGGCCAGAAGCAGGCUAUCAUGAUCGACUGCUCCCACGGCAACUCCAACAAGGACCACCGCAACCAGCCCAAGGUCGCCGCCGUCAUCGGCGACCAGCUGCGCGAAGGCGAGACCUCCAUCAUCGGCGUCAUGAUCGAGUCCAACAUCAACGAGGGCAACCAGAAGGUCCCCGCUGAGGGCCCCGCCGCCCUGAAGAAGGGCGUCAGCAUCACCGAUGCCUGCAUCAACUGGGAGUCCACCGUCGGCGUGCUCGAGGACCUCGCCGCCGCCGUCCGCGCCCGCCGUGAGCGCAACGUCGGCUCCUCCAAAAACAACGAGGACUCCCACAAGGUCACCCACCUCGAGGAGGAGUAA
Molecule: messenger RNA, 1149 nt
Organism: Colletotrichum navitas
Lineage: Eukaryota; Fungi; Ascomycota; Sordariomycetes; Glomerellales; Glomerellaceae
Product: 3-deoxy-7-phosphoheptulonate synthase
Exons: 3
Coding region: 1-1149 (382 amino acids)
Biological process (GO): aromatic amino acid biosynthetic process
Cellular component (GO): cytoplasm
Molecular function (GO): 3-deoxy-7-phosphoheptulonate synthase activity
Source: RefSeq, a predicted model, not a curated record